AUGUCCGUUUCACAAGAUGAUACCCGUAUUAUUUACAAAUCUAAAGAUAGCCGUGAAGAAUUUUUCGUUUUUGGAAAUCCAGAUCAGGUUUUGAAAUGGAGAAAAGAUAAAACAAUUCCAAUUGCUGAUGUCGUUCAAGCUUUCGAUGUCUUUGAAAUUGUGAAUGGAGGUAAUGAAGGUAUAGCAGGUCGUUCCUCAAAACAAAGACUUGAAAAUGCUUUUGGCACAUCCAACACUAUGGAAGUCAUAGAACAAAUUCUUCAGCAUGGAACUAUUCAUAAAUCUCAUAAAGGACAUGAAAAGUCACCUGAUAAAAAUCAUAGAACAAUGUUAAAUGAGACACGUGGUAAAGGUGUUUCGACAGCCAAUAAUUCUGCUGGGGGUAAUUUUCAACAAUUCUUGUUAUCAAAAUACUGUAUGGAGGAAGUUUCAGAGAUUAUCAGUUCUAAUUAUCAAAGAACAAAUACUACAUUUCUGAAUAAUGCGAUUAAAAUGGAACCGAAUUAUGAUGAUAAAGAACAAUUAAUUGUUCAAAAUCAAGAAGUAGAUUUUACCCCUCGUGUUUUAAAAUUUGAUGAUACAAAACUUGUGGAAACUAUUGAGAAAAUUCCAUUCUUGGAUCAUAAUCAACAUUAUCGUGAUCAAAUUAUCGAUGAUAGACCUACAUUCGCUGAAUUGAAAAAAAAUAAUAAUGAACACGAGAUUUCUUAUAUUAAGGAGGACAAAGAUGAAUUAAAACGUAUUAGUAAAGAUGUCUCGGAUUCGCAAUUGCGUUCUAUAAAAGAAGAAGGAGGUCGAGAUUCAGAUGAUGAAAUGACUGCUAAAUUGUUGCCAAGAGAUGAGGUUAAGGACAAAGUUUUUAGUGAAGUAAUAUACCUUACAGAUGAAGAAAGUUUUAAUGUGGACGAUGAAUAUCCAACUUCUCAAAGGCAAGGAUUUAAGAAAAUUAAAUCACAUAAAAAUUCAAUCUAUAAACUCCAAACUGAAGACGAAUUCGUUAUGAUUGAAGAACAAAAGCAGCCGGAAGAUGAUGAUGAUGUUAUCUUCAUUAAUCCCACAACAGGCAAAGAGGAACCAUGGAGUCCCAAUUCUAUUAAGCCAAACUCUAUAUUCUCUGCAAAUUCACCUGAAUCUCAUACUUUAUCUGAAGUAGAAGAAAGUUCCAACAAAAAAUUUUCAAACCAAACACGUAUUCCUUUGGCGAUAGCUCGUAAUGUUACACCAUGGACUCCUGAGGAAGACCGAAAACUUAUUGACGGAGUUUUGACUCAAUUAUCUCCAUCUUGGAUACAAAUUUCUAGAAAUUACCAUCUUAAUCGUUCGGGUGAUUCAUGCCGUCAGCGUUGGGCAAGAUUAAAGAAAAGAUUAUACGGAAGUGCUUAA
This is a messenger RNA of Funneliformis mosseae, 1383 nucleotides long. Lineage: Eukaryota; Fungi; Glomeromycota; Glomeromycetes; Glomerales; Glomeraceae. The record is from the annotation of a GenBank genome assembly.